Messenger RNA from Arctia plantaginis, 429 nucleotides. Lineage: Eukaryota; Metazoa; Arthropoda; Insecta; Lepidoptera; Erebidae. The record is from the annotation of a GenBank genome assembly.
AUGCACCAAUGCACUGAGAUACGUAUACCGCGCUCACAGUUUUCAAGAUGGGACCAGCAGUGCCCUCUGUCGGUGAUUCAGGAAACUCUCGAAGUUGCGACGUAUGUUGUCCACGAGCACCCUUGUAUUAGCCGGUCGGCGCCCGCCUCUGCAUCAGCCCUCUGCUCCAGUACCAGUGCACGAAGAUCACGGCACCAAGACACCCUUGUAUUGGUCGGUCGGCACCCGCUUCUGCAUCAGCCUUCUGCUCCAGUACCAGUGCACGAUGAUCACGGCACCAAGACACCCUUGUAUUGGUCGGUCGGCACCCGCUUCUGCAUCAGCCUUCUGCUCCAGUACCAGUGCACGAUGAUCACCAAGACACCGGUACCAGGACCACGGCUACAGGAUCACGACUCCAGGUACACAGCUCCGGGACAGCGGUUCUAG